CGUAUUGUAUUUGGAGUUGGUUCCCCAGGACAAACGCAACGCGGGAGGUGCCUCCGUUCGUAUCUAUCUAAUCUCUCUCUUUCCAAGCCGACUCCGCUGACAAAAUCCAGCAUAUUCCAAAUCCAUCAGUCACUACCAUUACCAACCCUACCCCUGUCACUCCUUCCCUCUUCUACGUAUACAUGGAUGCGUAAAUCUUGUUCUGCUUGUGUGUUUAAACUCGGAGGGGACGAUACAAACGAGGAGUAGAAUGGCUUGGAGGUUGAGUGCCGCGGAUGUGUCCGGGUUCAAGUUCUUGCUUUCUCUGGCUAUCAUGUAUGGGCUCAUGGCGAUGUUGGCCUAUUCCGUCGUCCACAUGAAGUUCGUAAAGCCGCUCGGGAUCGACGCGCCGCUCGAUCGCUUCUCGGAGGCGAGGGCGGUCGAACACGUCCGAGUUUUGUCCAAAGAGAUCGAUGGUCGCCAAGAAGGGCGUCCUGGUUUGCAAGAAGCUGCUCAUUAUAUCAAAGGCCAGCUGGAAAUGACGAAGGAGCGGGCCGGGUCCCAUAUUAGAGUAGAUGUCGAGGAGACCAUUGUUAAUGGCUCCUUCAACAUGAUGUUCUUAGGCUACAGCAUAACUUUGGCGUAUAGAAAUCACACAAACAUUGUUACGAGGAUGUCAUCGGCAGAUUCACUAGACACUGACCCGUCACUUUUACUGAAUGGCCAUUUUGAUAGCCCCUGUUCCCCAGGUGCUGGUGACUGUGGUUCCUGUGUUGCAUCAAUGCUGGAAGUAGCAAGACUCACUGUAGACUCUGGUUGGGUCCCUCCUCGGCCUAUUGUUUUUCUUUUUAAUGGUGCAGAAGAGCUAUUUAUGUUGGGUUCACAUGGUUUCAUGAAGACAAAUAAAUGGCAUGACACAGUUGGAGCUUUUAUAAAUGUUGAGGCAUCUGGUACUGGAGGUCUUGAUUUAGUUUGCCAGUCCGGACCUGGUUCUUGGCCUUCUCACGUCUAUGCCCAAUCUGCAGUAUACCCAAUGGCACAUAGUGCAGCCCAGGAUGUUUUUCCUGUUAUUCCUGGAGACACAGAUUACCGAAUAUUUUCCCAAGAUUAUGGCAACAUUCCUGGGCUGGAUAUCAUCUUUCUCCUUGAUGGUUAUUUUUAUCAUACCUCCUAUGAUACAAUGGAGAGACUAUUACCCGGAAGCAUCCAGGCACGUGGAGAAAAUUUGUUCAGCCUAAUUAAGGCCUUCACCAAUUCUUCUAAGCUACAGAAUACCCAUGAUAGAGAAUCUUUUGCCACUACUUCCAAUGAAUAUACAGACGAACGGGCUAUUUUCUUUGAUUACUUAACAUGGUUCAUGAUAUUCUAUUCAAGAAGAGUUGCUGUGGUACUUCACAGUAUUCCUGUUGCCAUCUUCCUUAGUGUUCCCUUCAUUUUGUGUUUACUGUAUUCUGGAUUGCGUUCUUGGUUUGCAAUCUUCUGUGAUUUUACAAGAGGAAUGCUGUUCCAUUUUGCUGGGAUUAUACUUGCAAUUAUUUUCCCAAUUUUAUUUUCCAUUCUAAGGUUGCUGUUCUCUGGUCAUGCAAUGAGCUGGUUUGCUCAUCCAUACUUGGCUUUUAUGAUGUUUGUCCCCUGUUCACUUGUUGGUCUGUUAACUCCAAGAAUUGUUUGGAGUUGUUUUCCCCUGUCUCAAGAUGUUUCAGACCUGAAGACUUCAAGAGAGGCACUAUCUAACGAAGCAAGAUUUUGGGGAGCUUUUGGGUUUUAUGCCAUACUCACUUUGGCUUAUCUUGUAGCUGGUCUGAGUGGAGGCUUCUUGACUUUUUUUGUGUCUGCCUCUAUGCUUGCUGCAUGGCCUUUCUUUUGCUUCUCAGUCAAAUAUUUCGGAUGCCAUUCACUCAGGUCAACAGUAUUUUACAUAAUACCCCUGAUUCCAUGCCUUACGUACUGUGUUUACUUUGGGGGGUUUCUUGCUCAAUUUUUGAUCGAGAAGAUGGGUAUGAUGGGUGCUAUUCCACCCCCGUAUGGAUAUUUCCUUCCAGACAUAAUAGUGGCAGCAAUAAUUGGAGUUGCAAUGGGUUGGUGUGGGCCCCUAAUACCUAUAUGUGGUCAUUGGUUGGCGAGGUCAUCAAUUUUUCAACUUUUGCUGCAUCUUACCGUGCUUGCUUUGGCUCUGUCAUCACAAUUCUUUCCAUACAGCACAGAUGCACCUAAGAGGGUUGUCUUCCAGCAUACAUUCCUUACUGCAGAUGGAAAUCAGGUUGUGGACUCUUCUUAUGACUUUUCUGUAGUGGAUUCCAAUUCUUUAGCUUUUGUUUUCAAAUAUGCACCUGAAGUGGCAAAUGAAUUACACGUUAGUUCGGAGUUUUCUUUCGAAGCUGCUACAUUGUCUCGCCGGGAGACUUGGAUGGCACUAUUUCCAGUUUCUUUUUUGUUCUCAAGAAGCUUGAAGUUCCCUACACAAAGUGAUGGCAUUCUGAAGCAGUAUAAAUACUUCCCCCAUUUGUCUGUUUAUAAGCAACAUACAAUUUCUAGCAAAGGAUCUCGAAGAGUUCACUUGGAAUUUUCCUUAGGUUCCUUAGAGGAGGUUUGGGUUACAGUCCUAAACAUUACCGGUCCCUUAUCCAGUUGGUCAUUUGCAGAUAAUGUUCUUCCAGCUCCUGAAACAUUAGACGGUGGUCCACCUUCAUAUAUAUGCAGACUUAGCGGAGCCAGCCAUGAGAAUUGGACCUUCUGGUUAGAGGCUAGCAGUUCUGAAGAUUUGAGAGUGGAAGUUGCUGUAUUAGACCAGAAAUUAGUUGGUGGGGCAAAGAAGUUGAAAAGCCUUUUUCCGGACUGGGUGGAUGUUACUGCUUAUUCUAGCUUUAUGUCCAGUUAUGUUUUUUAAUCCCACACUGACAGUUUUUGUUUUUAUUUUUUCCAAAAUACCAAGAAAUGGGCUUUGCCCCAUAUUAGUUGGGAAAUUUAAAUCUCGCAUGAGAUAGAUUAAUAAAGUUAAUCUCAGUCUUGAAAACA
Juglans microcarpa x Juglans regia is the source of this 2994-nucleotide messenger RNA. Its product is annotated as endoplasmic reticulum metallopeptidase 1-like. Gene Ontology annotation, molecular function: metalloexopeptidase activity. Gene Ontology annotation, biological process: proteolysis. The record is from RefSeq and is a predicted model, not a curated record. Lineage: Eukaryota; Viridiplantae; Streptophyta; Magnoliopsida; Fagales; Juglandaceae.